Molecule: messenger RNA, 986 nt
Organism: Drosophila serrata
Lineage: Eukaryota; Metazoa; Arthropoda; Insecta; Diptera; Drosophilidae
Gene: Lst
Product: Limostatin
Source: RefSeq, a predicted model, not a curated record
CGCUUAGCGGCGACAGCAUCGCAUUGAAGAUUAUACUUAAAAAUUAAAAAAAUAACAUACAAAAACGGGAGGCCAACAAGGUGUUACUACUGAUAACAAAUCAAAGCCCACUUACAACCCAUAUAUUACGCGAGUGACAACACAACGGCCAACAAAAUUGGAUUAAUUUCGACUUGUGUCAAGUGCCUUCAAAACCAGUUAGCAAAACAGGAUACCAUUAGCUAAUCAAUUAAUUAAUUAAGCCAUUAAAAACAAACGGUACAACCAGGCACCAAGAUGUUUGCAUACACUUGGCAAAUCAGCUCUGUGAUCCUGCUGGUCCUGGCAGCGAUGGUUAGUGCAGUUCCAGCUCCCCAGCAGCAGGAGGUUCCACAUGCCCUGCUGGACAUCGAGACGCCCAAUCAGUUCAGCUACAGUCCCUCGCCACUGGCCCAGCCGGAGAGCCUGAGGUCCAAGCCGUACUUUGAUUUCCUGAGCACACUCUAUGCCCAUGAUACGGCCAAAUCGAAUCUGUUCCGGCCUUAUAGCCGUCAGCGUCGGGAUGCGGAUGCUGUGGCAGCCAAGAAGUUGGAUCGCCCUCGUCGGGCCAUCGUCUUCCGGCCCCUGUUCGUGUACAAGCAGCAGGAGAUCCGCAGGCAGGAGAUCAGGGAUAGGAAUGCCCAGAGGCGUCACGAUUUGAACCGCCUGCAGCGUCUGUAGUCCUGUCCUCACUGUGUGUGUCCAAGCAGCCAACCCGGGAUGUUGGCCAUCUACAGGGUCCUCUAGCACUUAGCCUCCACUGUGUCCUAGCCUUAAGUAAUGCACUGCAGCACGACGAGAGAGAGAGAGAGCACUCAUUGCUAUAUUUUAUAUAUAUAUAAAUAAUCCAUUUGCACCGCCUUCACCACCACCCACACCCAUCCUUGUAGUUCUAAGUCCAAGAUGUUUGUUAUGCAAUUUGUUAUCGCGACUUUUGAUUAAAGCUAACAAAACUGAUUUUGAUACGA